AUGUCUUCUUUGCCAACAAGUAGUAAGGAUUUAAAUACCAGUCAUGGGAGAUCUCCAAUACCAAUAGUGUUACGUAGACUGUUCAAGACACCAAAGAAUCUUGAUUUCGAGACGGCCAUCUGGGAAAUGCUUCAUUUAAUAUUCAAGCCGAGAAAAGCAUUUAGGUCGUUCUAUUAUCAACGUCAAACAAAAAACCAAUGGGCUAGAGAUGACCCAUCAUUUUUCAUUUUGCAAAUAGGACUGCUCACCGUAAGCUCGAUCGUAUGGUCAAUAGUCUACGGGCAUUCAAUAUUUGGUUUUCUAAAGAUGAUGAUUAAUAUGAUAUUCGUGGAUUUCUUUUUCUUUGGAUUCGCAGUGGCUACCUUCUUUUGGUUACUACUGAAUAGGCCAACUUUCAAAUUUCGAUCUGCAUUGGAUUCUCAGGUGGAGUGGGCAUACUGUUUUGAUGUGCACUGUAAUGCUUUUCUCAUAAUAUGGGUAAUGCUUUACUUCUUACAGUUCCUUCUUUUACCCAUUAUUCAUUUACAUAAAUGGAUUGGAUUAUUCGUGGGUAAUUCAUUGUAUUGCUUUGCAUUUGCCCAUUAUUUUAUUUUAACGUUUUACGGUUAUAGCCAAUUGGCCUUUUUAAAAAGCAUCAACUUUAUUUUAUUUCCCGCUUUAGCAUUUGCAGUUUUAUAUUUUAUUAGCUUGGUAGGGAUAGAUUUGUCUAGCAAGCUAAGUUUCUAUAAUUACUGA
Molecule: messenger RNA, 735 nt
Organism: Zygotorulaspora mrakii
Lineage: Eukaryota; Fungi; Ascomycota; Saccharomycetes; Saccharomycetales; Saccharomycetaceae
Gene: GMH1
Product: Gmh1p
Exons: 1
Coding region: 1-735 (244 amino acids)
Cellular component (GO): Golgi membrane
Source: RefSeq, a predicted model, not a curated record